AUGACACAAUAUUAAUAUUAUAUUUUAUAUUAUUGUAUUAAAUAAUAUUAUAGGUACCUAAUAAGUUAAUUUAAUACUAAUAAAUAUUGUAUCUGGUACUGAUCUAAUCACGAAAACCCGAAACCGGGAAACGGAACGUUAAACAACAACAAAGACGCUGAUCAGCUGAUUGUGUUAACGUUUACCCACGAAUAAAGAUAUACUUAAUUCGUAUAUCUUAAUUCGUGCCAUUCGUGGGUUAAACCUUAACGGCUUAUUGCUCAACGUGUUUUUAACUCGCUUCGAUAAUCGACGCCAGUGAAUCACGGUUCAAUCACAGAUUAUAUGAUCAUAUAAUCUGUUGUUCAAUAUUAUCACGUACCUACUCUAUAAAUUGUUAUUCGUGUACUCACAUUGUUAAUUGUUAUAAUAGUGCGUACUGAUGUCGGUAAUUUGGAAUUCAAUGCAUUUAAUUUUAAUAUAAUCGUUUGAUUGACAUUUACUUUUGUUUACAAUAUUCAAUAUGACGUGGUCGGUUAUUCACUUCUUUAAAGAUAAUGGAGUAGAGGUAGUACCUAGCACAUGGUUUAAAGAUGAUACAUGUGCUUGGCCUAAGACCCAUGUGAAACGUUUUAUUAAAAACCAAUGUAUACCAAAUACUAGAGAGUUCGAGUGGUUCAAAGCUAGGGCAUUGUCUACAAAUAUUGAAUUGUUUCUUGUUGCUCGAACAAAUUGCAAAAAAGCAUUGAUCACUUCGGAUUUAUCAUCUACUGAAGAUGACAAUUAUUCUAAAAUAAAAAAAAGGGAAAUAAAAUAAAAAAUACAAAUAAUGGAAAAAAUCAAAAUCUGGUAAUAAUUGCAAUAAUAACAAAAAAACGGGAUAUGGCGCUGACAAAUCAGACAUUGAAACUGAUAGCGAUGGCAAUAAUUAUGAAUUACCAGCUUAUGAUUCUGGUGAUAAUAAUUCCAGUACAAAUAACAUUAAUUCUCUGUCUAAGAAAUCUUGUGUUGAUGAUAUGCUCAUUACUCCAUCGAAAAAUAUAUGAACAUUCGUCAAAUCACCAUCAAAAAUUCCAGUUUUUGAAUCUAUUGAUGAUAAUUGCUGCAUGGUGAAAAAUGUGUCACCUUAUAGAAGAAAUAAACAUUUUGUACUUUCUCCUAAUAAUUUGGCAAGAGCAGAAAAAAACAAAAAGAGAAAUUUAUCUGAAUCUCCUAGAAAAGUAUAUCCAUCUCCUGAAACUUUUCAAUCAUCUCUUUCACAAGAAUUAUCUCCUACUACUGUUCUGAAGUAUUCACCAUUAAAAACAUAUGCACAAGCAUCUGCGGUAUCCAAGCAAUUAUUUAGACCAGAUAACUUAAGCCAACCAUUGACUACUUUAUUAGAAAAUAAACAAAAAACGCCUCCAAAACCAAAUAAAUUAAAAAAUUCUUCAUAUCAAUUUAAGAAACUCAUUUUACACAAUCUUUUAGUAUUGAAACACAGCAUUAGAAACAUCAAUAAAAAAUUGACAUUGGUUGUCAAAAGACAGAUUUCACACAAUUAUAAUGUUGAAGAAUCUAAUGAUCUUACAUUAGAAUAUUCUAAUUUGGACUGCUUAUUACCAAUUGAUGAAGAAGAUACAUUAGACAAUAUAGAAGAACAGUUAGCUACUGAUAAGAAAUACCAUGCAUCAUUGACUAAACAGUUAGCUGGACUUGGCGGAAAAAGUAUCAAAGUCAUGUUCAAAAGAAUCAUAGGAUAUUUGUUCACUGACAACAUCUUAGCCUUAUAUUCUUUUAAUGGCAGAGCAAAUAAAAAAAAAUGUUUUGCAAAUCUAUCAAUUUCAAAAGUUAUAUUCAGUAUCCUAGCUGGGCCCUAUCUAGUUGAUGUUAUGAACUGUGAAUUAUUGCUUGUCAAUGGAUGGUUUUAUAGAAUGACACACAGAGUAUAAAAUCACGAUAAUUAUUAUAUGAUAAAAACAAAAUAAAUCAAACAUUUAAUAAUUUUAAUAUAUUUUUCUUAAUUAAUUAUAUAACAUACAUUUUAUCUAUGUCAU
Molecule: messenger RNA, 2015 nt
Organism: Metopolophium dirhodum (rose-grain aphid)
Lineage: Eukaryota; Metazoa; Arthropoda; Insecta; Hemiptera; Aphididae
Exons: 12
Coding region: 1086-1910 (274 amino acids)
Source: RefSeq, a predicted model, not a curated record